GAUGCUGGAGCAGGGAGUGGACAGGAUCGUGACUCAGGUCGUCGAUCCAAAGGUCCAUCACACCUUUCGGCCGCAGGUGGAGCGCGUCGUCCGGAAGUUUCUGUCUCCAAACGGCCACAUGGAGGAGGACGAACUUCCUCCUGUAGCUCCGCCCCUUCCUGCAGAAAACCAGGAAGCGGAACUGCUGACCGCAGACUGCGGAAAUGAUGCCGCUGGGAGCUCCGGCGCUGAUGUCCAGAUCCCAGAGACCAGCGGCACUGACCACGAUCACAGCGAGGAGGAGAUGGACAUCAGCCUCACCGAGGAGGAGCCGCUCGCCGCGGAGACGAAGGAGGAGCCGGAGGAGGAGCAGCCUGGGAAAGAGGAAGAGGAGGAGAGGAGUGCAGAGAUGGAAGUGGAGAUGGAGGAGGUGAAGGACGAGGGAGACGCGGGGAACAGCAGUAAAUCCUCAGGGAAGAUCCGAGAGGAGAACCGUGACUCUGACUCCCAGAAACCCUCCAGCGUCAAACAGAGGACUAGAGAGCGACUGAGAGAAG
Sinocyclocheilus grahami is the source of this 536-nucleotide messenger RNA. RefSeq names its product biorientation of chromosomes in cell division protein 1-like 1. The transcript has 2 exons. The annotation marks the transcript as partial. Gene Ontology annotation, cellular component: Set1C/COMPASS complex. Lineage: Eukaryota; Metazoa; Chordata; Actinopteri; Cypriniformes; Cyprinidae. The record is from RefSeq and is a predicted model, not a curated record. Gene Ontology annotation, biological process: replication fork processing.